This is a messenger RNA of Neltuma alba, 1798 nucleotides long. RefSeq names its product suppressor protein SRP40. The record is from RefSeq and is a predicted model, not a curated record. NCBI's taxonomy places the organism in Eukaryota, Viridiplantae, Streptophyta, Magnoliopsida, Fabales, Fabaceae. The transcript is spliced from 8 exons. Gene Ontology annotation, cellular component: nucleolus. Gene Ontology annotation, molecular function: protein binding. The coding region runs from base 134 to 1465 and encodes 443 amino acids.
GCGAUGGGAAAACCCUAAUACCCUCUUUCCUAAGCCCCUGGUCGCUUGGUUUCUUGCAUCGGCGAAGCUUCCAGCAGCUGGUCCGUACUUGGUCGUUCUACCAAUUAGUUCAUAGGCACAAGAAGCUCGUCGUAUGCCUGCAACUCUAAAAGAUAACAAAGCAAACGCUAAACUUGUCGCCUUUACGCCUCGUCAAGUUUUGCUAGGAAUGAAGCACUCCGGUGAUAAUAACGCCUCUUCCAAUGGAACUGUCCAUUUGAACCAGGAAGAGAAGCUCCUUCUUCACAUCUCUUUGGCCCAUUAUUUUCACCGCUGUGGAUUCUCCAAGACCCUGAAGAAGUUUCGUUCCGAAGCGAAAAUCGAGAAAGAUAAUGUGGAGACUUCCUCAGUUGAUCUAGAAGAAAUGUGUCUCAAAUAUUUAGAAUUAUGCAGUAAGGGUGCUAAGACAAAUAUCAAUUACCAAAAGGAGCAAGUUGCUGGUAAGCACUUAAAAAAAGAUGCGGAUGAUCCUUUGGUGGCUGGUAUGGAUAAUGAUGCUGAGAAAAAGAAAAAGAAAGACAAGAGUGACAGUGAUCCUGUUCAUCAGCCUGGAUCAGAUAAAAAUUUAGAGGGUUCUAAGAAAACGAAUGGCUCAAACCCUGAAUCAGAAGCUAAAUCUAAAGAGAAGGGUACUGACAAAAAGAAAAAGGAAAAAAAGAAGAAAAGCAAGCUGGUGUCUGAAUCUCAUGCUAACAGUGUGGAAGAUGACCAAGUACAAUCAGAGUCUAUGCUUACGGAAGUGAAAGUUGCUGAGACAGAAAAGAAAUCCAAGGACAAAAAAAAGACCAAGAAAGACAAGCUGAGUUGUGAUGGAGAUGCUAAAGAGUUGCAUAUUGGGGAUCCCACUGAAAAUAUUUCCAAAAUCGCUGAUUUGGAAGCACCAAAUAAUGAUGUGACAGAAAAGAAGAAAGAUUCUAAAAAAAGGAAAAGACUGACUUCUGAAGAAAAUGAUGUACAACUUGCAGAUGAAAAGGCAGAUGAGGACCCCAAGCGCAGGAAGAUAGGCAAUCUCAUAGAAUCUAAGGAAGGAGAGCAGUCAGCAAAUGGUCAAGUUGGCGGUGAUCAGACACCAAGGACAUAUGGGGAACAACAUGACAAGAAGACAAAUGGAACUAAUGAAAAGUUUUCUGAGAAGAGGUCUCGGAAGAAACCGGAUUCUGUUGAGCCAAGUUCAGCAAAACCAUUUCAACGGGUCAAAAUUGAAAAGAUAAAAUAUGCUGAUGAGAGGCUUCAGGAUAACUCUUACUGGGCAAAGGAUGGUGCUGAAACUGGUUAUGGUGCAAAAGCUGAAGAAAUUCUUAGCCAGGUUAGAGGAAGAGGCUUUCGUCAUGAGAAGACCAAGAAGAAGCGUGGGACUUACAGAGGAGGGCAGAUAGAUUUACAAUCCCACUCAAUUAAGUUCAACUAUUCUGAUGACGAUGAAUGACCACAGGGCAUAUAGGUCUUUUUUUUUUUUUUUUGCUGGGGAAUUUACAUUUAUUUAUUCUCUUGGUUGAGUAGCUCAUUGCUUUUGGAUGAGAAUACGCUGAUUAUUAUUUUUGGAGCACUAUGUCAAGUAUGGUGUUGCCAUGAAAAUUUUCCUUGCGUUGUGCCGAAAGAAGAUCAAGCCAGUUCAGACACAACUACAAAUCUUCAAUUUCUAGUUAGUUCAUUUAAUCUUCAUUUUUCUGUGAUGGCUUAAAUGAUUCUAUUUCCAGUUUGCAAACAUGUUUACGAUAUAUCCAUUAUGUAUGUUGAUAAUCAAUACAAAACUUCAAUA